AUGGCGUCACUACCAGCGCCCGGGAGAAGGGCAUCCGCCAGCGCCGGGCCACGCCCCCGCAGCGGUCCCGGCCCCUGCUGCACCUGCGUCAUGAACAUGCCACUAAUCUGCAGACUCUGCACGGAGAGCCCGGCGGCGUCCAUCGCGGGCGCAGAGGCGGACACGCCGGGGCUCCUGGAGACGGCGAGGGCGGCCCCGACGAAAUUCGCCACCGCGUUUUCGUCCACUGCCCCCUCCACGCCAGUCGUGGACUGCGCCGUUGGCGGCGACGAUAUCGUCGACGGCGACGGCGAAGCGAUGGGCUGCUGCGGCUCAUCCUCCUCCUCCUCCGCGCGCCGCCGCGUUCUACUGCCACUAUACGACUGUCGCGCCGCACUAAGCCUGGCAGAAAUGCCACGAAAGAAAGACGCGGCGUCGUGGCUCAUCUCCUCUACUUCGCCUCCCCUACUUUGCGUUUCGCCCGCCAACAGUUGA
Trypanosoma conorhini is the source of this 474-nucleotide messenger RNA. RefSeq lists its product as uncharacterized. NCBI's taxonomy places the organism in Eukaryota, Euglenozoa, Kinetoplastea, Trypanosomatida, Trypanosomatidae. The transcript has a single exon. The record is from RefSeq and is a predicted model, not a curated record. Bases 1 to 474 code for a protein of 157 amino acids.